AUGAAGCGGCCGGUUUCCCCUGCUGGAGAUGCAGAGGAAGAGAGCGUUGAUCGCAAAGCCAUUCGCAAAGCAUCCUCCUGGCAAACCUUCUCCAGCAGUGACCCUCUUUAUGCUCUAAUGGGCGAGGUCCAGGAGAAGAAAGUCGUGUCUGACGACGGAAAAGUUCACCAGGAAGAUUUGAAUCGCUACCUGCAGGUUCUGGUUCUGGAGCAGGCUGCGCAGAAGCCUAAAGACUGGGUUGAUGUUUGGGCAAAGAUGAACAUACCCGUGGACAGCCAGUCCAAGGUGCUUUCCGAGAUCAUUGCUUUUUGCUUGCACAAUGCACCUCCAGUGGGUGGUUUGGGAUCGGUCCUGGCUGAGCUCAUAAAAAACCAUCGUGUCAAGACAAAAGCCGUUGAGGACGCCGUGGAGUUUGCCAUGGCGCGAGGUCAAGACACUGGCGGCGUGCUACGACAAAUGCUCUUCAGCAUCUAUCCAAAAGGGCCGGACUCUAACUGGGGAUGGUCUCGUGUGGGCUGGAGCUGGCAGGAAUGGUGGAAGAUCUGUGAACGCACCAUUGGUUGCCUAGAUGAUCUUGCUGCCUUUGAUGAGAUGGGCCUUUUGUUGGAGCGGUUGGAGUCAGAAUCUGGUAAACCGCUGACUCAGCAGUCCGCCUGGUCUGAAGCCAGGCUAGCCAAGGUUCGUGAUUCUCUGUGCAAGUUCGCCAACAUGUCUGAAGCUGCGGACUUGCAAGCGUGUGUUGCGGCCAGUCUCACCAGCAAGACGCCGCAGUGA
Symbiodinium pilosum is the source of this 774-nucleotide messenger RNA. Lineage: Eukaryota; Dinophyceae; Suessiales; Symbiodiniaceae. The record is from the annotation of a GenBank genome assembly.